Molecule: messenger RNA, 5255 nt
Organism: Mya arenaria
Lineage: Eukaryota; Metazoa; Mollusca; Bivalvia; Myida; Myidae
Product: DIS3-like exonuclease 2
Exons: 25
Coding region: 256-3558 (1100 amino acids)
Biological process (GO): miRNA catabolic process
Cellular component (GO): exosome (RNase complex); P-body
Molecular function (GO): 3'-5'-RNA exonuclease activity; RNA binding
Source: RefSeq, a predicted model, not a curated record
UGGCAUCAAAACAACUGUUUAUGGCCUUUAUGCCUUCAUUUUUUUCAGUUUGUUUUUCAAGAGCUACCAAACCAGCCAGGCCAAGGCAAGAAACAGAAGUACAAACAACAGAAAGAUGGAAAUCCAGAAUUAGGGGAGAGAGUUGACAGUAGACCAGACAGUGGAAACAGACAGGGCAAGAAGAAGAAGCAGAAAUAUCCACAGGAGCCAGCCUUUCACAGACAGCCAGCCCUCCCUGUUCAUGAAGAGACUACAAUGGAAGUGAGUGUGCCUAAAGCUGAACAUAUGUUUGUGGUCGGACCACAGGGUCAGCACUUGAGCGACAUUUUAAAACUUACAGGGGUAACAAUCACAGUGCCCCCUUUCAAUUCUCCAUUGGAUAAGGUCGUUCUCAAGGGAGGAUACCAGCAGCUUAGUCGCGCUUUUGACAUGAUGAUCUCAAAGAGCCAGGAAGCACAGAAAGCCUUUUUACAGGGAUAUAUACCUGGGCAGAUGUCAGGUCAAUGCCAAAGGGGUAAAAAAGGCCAAAGGCCUAAAGAGGGUGAAACUUUCCAUGUUAAUGAUGAUGGCCUAGACCUUGAUGUGAAUACAGAGGUCAAAGACUCUCACACAGCUCAAAGGUCAAAUGCCGGUCAAGGUCAAAGGUCACAGACAGGUCAGACGUACCGGAAAUCUGACAAUCAAAGGAAAUCGGACAAUCCGAAUUGGCGUAAGCAAGAUCAGCAUUACAGUUCACAUCAUGGGAAAGGUCAACAAUACAAAGGUCAAAGGACAUCAAGCCAACCAGAGGUCAAAGGUCAAGUUCAAAACAAAGGUCAAGCUGUAGAUCAAGGCCAAGGUGCUGUAGCUAAAAGUCAAGGGAAGCGACAGAGAAAGAGACAGAAUGUUUUCACUGAGUAUUUGCCGAGGGAGGAGGUUUCAGCAGGUCUCAAGAGAGGCAUACUAGUUGAAGGGCCAAUCAGAAUCAACCCCAAGAAUUAUGAGGAAGGGUAUGUCCCCCAUCCAGAUGGAGUGUCCGACAUCUUGAUUGGGUCAUUCAAGCACCGUAACCGGGCCCUUAAUGGGGAUGUGGUUGCCGUGGAGAUAUUUGGCGAGGGAGAUUGGAAGUUUAACAAAGAGGAACUGGCAGGCUAUGAACUUGACCUAAAGGCCCAUGAAAAAGUACAUUCAGACGAUGAGGUGUUAAUUGAAGCUGAAGAAAUAAUUGAAAUAGCUGAUAAAGGCAAAGCUGAUGCAAAUCAACCAGACACUUCUAGUCAGACUGUUGAAAAUUCCGACCAAAAGUUAAAAACAGGAAGUAGUACACCAAGCAAGACUCCUAAAAAGGAGAGGCAUUCAAAGGGAGAAAAGUCAAAGGAAUGUAAUUUUAGUCCAUCUAAGAGAUAUACAAGUCUGAACGAUGUGAUGUCAGUGGAAAGUCCACUGAAGAAGCAUUUUGGGUCUGAUAAAGGGAAGGAACAAUAUCGUCAGAUGCUACAGAGAACGGGCAAGGUGGUGGCGAUCAUAGAAGAGAAGCACUCUAGGGCGUGUACGGGUCAGAUUCGGCCCAUGCUGGACAAAUACUGUGGGUAUGCAAUGUUUGCACCCAACGACCAUCGCAUGCCCAGGAUGAUGAUACCCAUAACUGAUUGCCCUAAAGAUUUCCUGGAGAGGCCAGAGGACCACUCCAGAACCUUGUAUGUGGGGCGUGUCACUGACUGGAGGGUGGACUCCAUGAUGGCAGAUGGGCGCCUGGCUCGUAGUCUGGGGGAGGCAGGAGAGAUAGAGCCCGAGACAGAGGGAAUGUUGAUCGAGAAUGGAGUGGACUUUGAGGAAUUUCCACAACAGGCCAUAGACUGUCUGCCCCAAAACUUGCCGUGGAGCAUUCCGGAAGAAGAAUUUGAAGAGCGAGAAGACUUUCGCAAGUGUUGUAUAUUUACUAUUGACCCGGCCACAGCACGUGAUCUUGAUGACGCCCUGUCCUGUGAGGACUUGGGAAAUGGUCGGUACAAAGUUGGUGUGCACAUAGCAGAUGUGAGCUACUUUGUGGAGGAAGGCACAGUAUUAGACAACAUAGCGGGGCUUAGGUCCACCAGUGUCUACCUAGUUCAUAAGGUGAUUCCAAUGUUGCCAAGACUUCUUUGUGAAAAGCUGUGUAGUUUGAACCCGGACGAGGACAGACUGACCUUCAGUGUUCAAUGGACCAUAACUGAACAAGGCGAGAUAGAAGAGGAAUGGUUUGGGCGUUCAAUCAUCCGCUCCUGUGUAAAGCUUGCCUAUGACCACGCCCAGGGCUUUAUUGAGGAGCCUGACCGCGCCUGGAAACCCGAGGAGUUGCCACAAAUAUCAGAGGGCUUCACUGUGGAGGAUAUCAAGAAGAGAGUGCUCAACCUGCACAAGAUAGCGUUGAACCUUCGAAAGGGUCGGUUUGAUAGUGGGGCUCUGCGUCUAGACCAGGUGAAGCUACAGUACAGUCUGGACUCAGAGACAGGGAUGCCCAAUGGUUACACUGUCUACCAGCAGAGGGAUAGCAAUAGACUGGUUGAAGAGUUUAUGUUGCUUGCUAACAUGGCCGUAGCUCAUAGAAUUAACCGGGAAUUCCCAGACAAAGCAUUGUUGAGAAGACAUCCACCUCCACAGAGUAAAAUGCUGGAAAACUUGAGUGACCAGUGUAGUGCGUUAGGUAUUCACAUUGACACAAGCAGUGCUGGGGCCUUUCAGCGCUCGUUGUUGAACUACUCUGGCGAUGAUGACUAUGCCUCAGCCAGGAUGCAGGUGUUAGUGGCACUCUGUGCUAAACCCAUGCAGAAUGCGCGCUACUUCUGUACGGGCUGUAUAGACGAUGAGUCUUUGUAUCACCACUAUGCUCUGAAUGUGCCACUGUAUACCCACUUCACAAGCCCCAUAAGACGAUAUCCUGACAUUCUCGUUCAUAGAUUACUUGCUGCAUCGUUAGACUAUUGCCCGGAGCCCAGCAAAUCUCCCGGAGACAUCCACAAGCUUGCCGACAAUGCCAACGACAAGAAGACAGCGGCCAAAAGAGUUGGAGACCUCAGCAGUGAUCUCUUCUUUUCAGUAUUUGUUAAGACGGCCGGGCCUCUGGAAGAGAGAGCCAUGGUUAUGGGUGUGAUGGACAAGUCCUUCGACAUCUUUGUUCUGCGUCUUGGUGUUACAAAAAGAGUCUACUGUGAUAAACUGCCUCUGAAAGAGAAAAUAUUCCGCCGAGAGCGGAAGGUACCGAGCUUGGUUCUUGUGUGGGCGGAGGAAAAUGGGGAGCCGGAAGUGCGACAGGAAAUCUCUAUCUUCUCAUUGGUGGAUGCCGUAUUGGCUGUGGGGGACCAGCCACUCAUGUGGACGGCCGUUAUCAAGCGACCCCAAUUCUCUGUUGGAAUGGAAGAUUUCCUGCAGUGUAACCCUGUACAGCCAAAUGAAGAAACCAGUCUAGAAGAUCAGGUUGCCAGUCUUAAUUUAGAAGACAACAAUGGACUGGUUACUGAAAAUUCAGCUUCACAGCAAGACUCAUGUGAAACCAGUCAGUUGACUGAAAAGCCCUCUGAAAAUGUGUCCUCAGAGUCAUAAAACUUCUUGUCUUUUGAUGUGCUUUACUCUUAUAUGUGUUACUGUGGUAAGGAAGGUGAUAGUGAUUUUUAUACAACAAGUGUUCAACUUGCACGUUUUAUUUUUGGGCCCAUUUUGUCUUCAUAUAGUUUAAGUUUACUCCUAUUGAAAGAGCUGGCCCCAUCUUAAGUACCAUAUAAAAGGAGUAAGCUGAGAUCACAUUUUUUGUUUGGUAUAAUUUGUGUAAUAUUUACGUUCUGAAGAAUUUGUAGACUAUAAAAGGAAAUUGUCUUUAUGAUAAUCACUUUAAACUCAUUUUUGUUUAGUAAAGACAAUAUUAAGGAAGGAAGUUGUUUUAAUGAUAUAAGCUACUUAGCGUUAGGGUUGGUAUGCUUGAAGCUGCACAGAUAUACCAUUUUUACAACUUUUUUUAUUUUUUGUCUUGGAAAGGGCAAAUUUUUGCAUUAAUAUCUGCAAGCCAAUGAUAAAAGAUUGCGGACAAAAAAACAGAUCAUAGAUUUUCAUAUUUCCGUUCGAAAAUUAAUGUUUAAUGGCUUAAACCGUCAGUAAAGGUUAAAAAAAAAUGCAUACAUUAUCAUGUUUUGUACUUUAAAUGAAAAAAUCUGUGAUCUGUUUUUUUCUUCAGCAGUCUUAUAUAACUGGUUUCUAUGGAUAUUCGCAAAAAUUGGCUCGUUCCAAGACAUUGAGAUUUUUAUGACUUUUCCGUAACAAGUUUCAUAAAAUGUUGAAUAAAAUGGCAACAAAUGUAAUUUCUUUUCAUCAUAUGACACAAAUGUCGCCCAAAAUAAGAUUUUAUUUUUAUUCUAUUUUGGUACGGUUAGUAGGGCGAAAUGACAUCAAACGUCAAGUUACACUAGUUUACACAAAUAUAAAAUAAUACAUACUGGUUGUUUAUCACGGGAUAUAGGGAACGUCAUGCGAUAGAUAGGGGAUAGUAUGCUAGGACGCUUGUCUGACAUCCUGUAUCACAUCGAGUGUCUUGUAAGCAUAUCACAUAUCUGUUAAGACUGUGUAGAAUCGAGAUGGAUGCAUGUUUAAACACCAAAAGGGACGUGAUACAGGUUAUCAAAAAGGCGUCCUAUCGUAAUAUUCCUUCUAUAAUAAGUUUCUCUUCAUUUUUUAAAUGCUUUAACUUACUGCUUUUGAUUUAAACCAAUGUAACUGCACUAAGAUUUUCUGUAACAUUUCCUGUCUCGGCUACAUCGAGCUUAUAUGAAGGAAACACUGUCUCUUGAACAGCAUUGUUCAAGAAAAUAACAUUACAGUAACAUGCAUAUCCAUGUAUUAGAAGAAAACCUUAAAUUUAACCAUAAUUAAUUCAUGGAAAUGAUAUCUUUAACUAGUAUUAAAAUUUUCAGGGAAAUAUACGGCUUAAUUGCAGGACAAUUCAAGAAGAUAUUAUUCAUGCUUACAGCAAACAUUAUAGACAAACAUUUAAGAUAAUUCAAGGAAUCCCACUUCCAUAACAUACACAUUAAUUCAAGGAAUCCCACUUCCAUAACAUACACAAUCAUUCAAGGAAUCCCACUUCCAUAACAUACACAAUAAUUCAAGGAAACCCACAUCCAUAACAUACACAAUAAUUCAAGGAAUCCCGCUUCCAUAACAUACACAAUAAUUCAAGGAAUCCCGCUUCCAUAACAUACACAAUAAUUCAAGGAAACCCACAUCCAUAACAUACACAAUAAUUCAAGGAA